Messenger RNA from Sclerotinia borealis F-4128, 723 nucleotides. NCBI's taxonomy places the organism in Eukaryota, Fungi, Ascomycota, Leotiomycetes, Helotiales, Sclerotiniaceae. The record is from the annotation of a GenBank genome assembly.
AUGAAAGAUCUUUCAGCCCCAUUUGCUGCAUUAAUGAAUGGCGCAAUGAGUGGCGCCGGUCGCGAUACAGACGGGGGAGGUAGUGGGUUUGCAGGUUGCGGUACAGACAGGGAAGGUGCAGGAGGUAUGGCAGGUGUCGGUACCCAAGGGGUAAAAGAAGCUUCUGUAUUUACCGUUUCCGGUCCCAAUUGGGGUGAAGCCUUCCUCUUCCUAUCAGCACGCGUACCCUUCUCCCGGCAGGAAAAACAGAUUGCAAAGACUCGACUGUUCGAGGCGGCCGAUGCAUCUUUGAGAAAAGAAGUCAUGGGCAACGCGCGGGCACAACUGGGGCAACACGGAGGUGGGAGUGUGGCAGAUCGCGGUAUGGACGGGACGCGGGUCGGAAAAGAAGCUUCAGUAUUCAAUACAUCAGCAGGUAUAGCCGGUUGUGGUAUAGACGGGAUGUCCGGACGUAAUUGGGGUAAAGACUUCCUCUUCCUAUCAGCACGCGUACUCCUCUCCCGGCAGGGAAAACAGGUUGCAAAGACUCUAGUGUCCGAGGCGGCCGAUGCAUCUUUGAGAAAAGAAGUCAUGGGCAGCGCGCGGGCACAACUUGAGCAGCGUUUCGUAUUCAUUUUUUCUAUGAUCACAAGAGUAGCUUUUGAUACUUUUUAUGGGGGCAAGCCCCCAAACCCCCAAGGCUCACUUCGUUCGAUCAUAUGCUGCACGGACCAUCGCACGUGA